Messenger RNA from Amoebophrya sp. A25, 775 nucleotides. NCBI's taxonomy places the organism in Eukaryota, Dinophyceae, Syndiniales, Amoebophryaceae. The record is from the annotation of a GenBank genome assembly.
CUGGGAGUUCAAAUGGUGAACGGAUGCGCUGUCUUUCACGGGAGUCGGAUAUCUGUGCAGCUGCAUCUUUGUGAACUGAGCGAACUGGGUGUGAGUCUCUGUCGCCUGCCCAUUCAUUAAGGCUAACAUUUAUACAUCAACGUUUUCACAACCUCAAGAAAAUACAGCAAUCACCUACUUAUGUCAAAGCCUUUCCUACUUGGAGAGGCAAAGCAAGUAGGCUAUGAUUGCAGUUCACAAGCUGUUCGAACCUAAUUGAUUCAACAACAUAAAAUCACAUGGUAGUAGCUCUAACUUUUGGCCCGCAAUGUCGCGGUGGCGAACAGCUGUUUGGCUACAGGUCCACAGCACCUUGGGAGGGGCAACUACCUACCCUGGUUGUGGGAUCGUGCGAAUCCAGAACUGCCAAGAGAUGAGGAGGGACAGAUUUUGUGGAAGAGCCAGUCUUCUACUGGAGCAUCGAGUACCUAGAGUGGAUGUUUUAUGCGAAGAAGAGAAGAUAUAUGUGGCUUUGAUGUUGCAAAAUCUCAUCUAUUGUUGCGUACAUGCUCGUCGUUUCAAACAGUUUCAACACAAACUUAAUAUCGUAUCGACUGUUUAGUCUGGUCUCAAUGAGCCGAGUAGCCUGAAAAACGACUAUUUAUCAACUGGUAGUUGAGGGGCCAUGACAUACCAUCGUCGAAAAUAACAACAUUCUCCUAUUCCAUACGCUGCACUAGCCACCGCCGCCUGUUCUUGUCAAUACGAAAAUGUCUAUAGCCUCAGGUGGUCUUAU